GGCUAUGCACCACUCAAUUCAGACUUUGAGAAUUUUUAUGUCCGUCGUCUCAAACUUCGAAUUAAUGAUGUUUUUAAUCGCCCAGUUACUGGAGUUCCCGGUCGAAAGAUUAACUUACUAGAACGUAAAACUGAUAACUAUUGUAAAACAUUUCAAUUAACUGGUAAUACUAAGGAAUGUUUAAAUUUAAGUAGCUAUAAUUAUUUGGGUUUUGCGCAAUGUGAAGGUCCCUGCGCUGAUGCAGUGGAACAGACUAUAAGAAAGUAUGGAAUUUCAUCAUGUAGUUCUCGAGCUGAAGUUGGCUCUUUAGAUCUUCAUCUACAAGUAGAGUCCCUUGUUGCAAGAUUUGUAGGAAAAGAGGCUGCUAUGAUUAUUUCUAUGGGUUACGCAACAAAUAGCACUACAAUUCCAGCCCUUGUAUCAAAAGGUUGCCUUAUAAUUUCUGAUGAAUUAAAUCAUAGCUCCAUAGUUUUUGGCAGCCGUCUUUCUGGUGCAUUUAUCCGAGUCUUCAAACAUAACAAUAUGAGUGACUUGGAAGCUUUAUUAAAAGAGUGUAUUAGUCAAGGCCAACCACGUACGCAUCGUCCGUGGAAGAAAAUCUUGCUCAUUGUGGAAGGGAUCUAUUCAAUGGAAGGAAGUAUAUGUAACUUGCCAAAAAUUCUCGAACUUAAACGAAAAUAUAAGUUUUAUCUUUAUGUCGAUGAAGCUCACAGCAUUGGCGCAUUGGGGCCACGUGGUCGUGGCGUAUGUGACUAUUAUGGUGUCAAUCCUGAUGAAGUAGAUAUAUUAAUGGGCACGUUUACCAAAUCAUUCGGUGCAGCUGGUGGAUAUAUAGCGGCCAACAAAAAUGUAAUUGACUACUUACGUCUUUCAUCUCAUGCAUCGAUCUAUGCCGAAUCAAUGACACCUCUUGUACUACAACAAAUUUAUACAUCAAUGUCAAUUAUAAUGGGUGAGGACGGAACAAACGAAGGCCGGGAGCGUUUAGAACGCUUGGCUUUCAAUGCACGUUACCUUAGUACAAAUCUACGACGAUUAGGUUUUAUUAUUUAUGGGGAUUAUGAUUCUCCAAUUAUUCCUCUUAUAUUAUUUAAUCCCGCAAAAAUUCCUGCAUUUUCCAGAGAAUGCCUAAAACGUAACAUUGCGGUAGUGGUCGUUGGUUAUCCAGCAACGCCAAUGAUUUCAUCACGUGCUCGAUUUUGUAUUUCUGCUGCACACACAAAAGAAGACUUAGAUGUUAUAUUACGAGCAUGUGAUGAGAUUGGUGAUAUUUUACAACUUAAAUUAUCAAGCAACCCAAAAAGACUGACACUUGAAGAAAUAUUGAAAAAGGGGGAAGAAGGGCUAUAA
Molecule: messenger RNA, 1350 nt
Organism: Racocetra persica
Lineage: Eukaryota; Fungi; Glomeromycota; Glomeromycetes; Diversisporales; Gigasporaceae
Source: the annotation of a GenBank genome assembly